AUGGAGUCAAGGCCCGAUCACCGGUUCGACCCCUUUGGACCCGGUGCAGAUGCCUAUGGCGACGACAGACCCGACCUGGGCGGCCCCGAUUACAAUGAUCCGGCCACUCUCGCCCAGCUAAUGCAUCCGGACAUGCCCGUUCCAACCUACAAGUCUCCGGCCGACGUCCGCCGCGAGGCCCAGCAGCGGUCCAGCAGCAUAUUCGCUAGCUACCAUAGACUGCAAGCCAUCCUCGUGCGUCACGAGGCCACGAUCCAGAGGCGCUGGGCAAAGAAGAAGAAGCAGCAGAGACUCGAAAUUCUGCUGAGUGCCUGGCCCGGCAUGGCCAAAAUGCAUCGUCCGGACUUCGAGGCGUUCCGCAAAGAGUCUAUCCAGUCCAAGCACCUGCCCACAAGCUACAAGGACCGCUUCAUGUGGGCAUACAUCAAUCAAGAGGACCUGUCGACGCCGAAGGCUCUGCUGUUGCUUCUCAAUUCCAGAGGUCGCUAUCAUCCCUCCCAGUUCGCUGCCGCCGAUGGCGAGGCGAUGCAUCUCGGCAAGGUAACAAUGAGUCUUGUUCCCAUCUUUCUCAACGAGCACGUCCUUCUGCUUAACGGGGUCCUCGACGCCAGAGAAUAUGGCAAAUUGCUGGCCUGGGACGAUCAUCCCGAUGCCUUUGACUGGAUGCACACGAGAAAACAGUUCUUGCCAGGCGAGGGGCUUCAAAUUCUCGAGGCGCAAGAGAGAACCCUGGCCUUUCUCGUGAGCUGCUGCUUGCAGAUUCUCCACGACAUUCCAGCCGACGCGCUGACUAGCAACGAAUUUUCUCCCCAACCAGAGCCGCAACUGAAGAGUGAAAAGGAGACAGACGGGCUCGAAUCCCUGGCCGUUAUGGCGGCGGAGGCUCCUUAUCGAGUUCCCGCGCAGCUCGACCUUGGCCGAAUCGAGGCGCUCCUUCGGGCCAAAACAUCGGCGGCUGAGGAUCACCUUUGGGCCCUGCGAGAGGAUCCAGGGUACUUUGCCGAGAGGCUGCUCCAGGUCCGAGAACACCGACAGGAGAUGCUUAAGGACGUCUACGGCGAUGCGCAUCCCGUAUUCAGUUUCGGCCGGCAGAGUGUAUUUUGGACCCGUGUCGUGAGUAAUAUGGUGCUCGACGCCCAUCUGGAACUUGAGGUCUAUUCCAAUCUUUGCCAACAGGCCCAAAAUUUGCAAGCGCUGCAAGCCAAGCACGCCGCGGCCAUAUCGCCCAUGCAAGACCUGCCCGAGGAGUUCCUGGCGGCCCUGCUCAAAUUCCGCUUUUACCUCGACUGGGCAGUCAAGGGACCUCUGAACCAGCUCAAGCACAGCGUUUCUGCAUCUCCGCCAAUGCGAAAGUUCUUUGUGCGCGAGCCGCCAGUAGAUGCCAGCUCCACCAUAAUUCAAAUCAGGUCCAAGUCUGGUGUCAAGAUGAACAAGGUCGAAGCUCAACUGACCUGGCUGCUCCGCACGCUGUGGGAAGACGACCGUCAACUCUUCUUGGUGCGCCUGCCUUUGGCUUUGGAUGAGCUGGAGCGCCUCUUGAUGGCCGAGCCUCAGGCAAAAGAACUUGUAUCGGCACACGUGGCCGAAGUCAUUGGAAACCUCUCUAUCCUUUCGCAAUGCUUGAGCCAGCUCGACUUGUACCAGCCGUGGGCGCAGAGCUUUGAAUCGAACAUGGUGGAUCGGGAAGACGGGAUCAAGCACCAGUUUGACGAGCAGACCAAGUCGUGGGCUAAGCUGGUAAAGGCUGUUAGUGACAAGAACCUUCCCCGGGCGGCCAAACUAUGCGAUCCUUCCGACAAGAACUUCUCCUACCCAUCGGGAAAGCGUCGGACCAAGGAGGAUACCGAGGCAAUGCGGAGAGCCGAGCAAAAGCUCGACGACUUCUGGGCCAUUGUCGAUCGCGUCCAGCGCACUCUGCAGCGCACGCCGGAAUGGGUUGCCGAGCCGGCACCGGCGGCCAAGGGACGAGAUCCGAACCUCGACGUCGACUCCAUCUACAAGCCACUGUCAACGCUGUAUAUCGGUCUCACGUACAGGCCGGGGCAAGCCCACUCGCCAUUGAAGACAAAGACAAAAACGAGAGGACAGUCAUCACAGGAGUAUGCCCCUACCGACACGGGCACCACCGCCACUGAGGCAGCUGCUCCGGACUCAAUCGCGGUCGACGCUCGCGCGCUCAAGGUGUUUCGGACGCUCUUCUUCAACCCGGCCGUGACGUCAUCGCCGGGUGAGAUUCCGUGGAACGACUUCACCUAUGCGAUGACAUUGACGGGAAUGUUUGCGGCGGAGAAGUUGAUCCAAUUCCACGAGCCGCAUCCUCGGGCCAAGAUUCCGUUUUUCAUGGCCAGGAGGCACGGAAGGAGGCUCAACAGGGCGUACGGGUGGGUCGGGGAGACAUUUGUCUUGAAGGGGAAAAAGUAA
Molecule: messenger RNA, 2421 nt
Organism: Hirsutella rhossiliensis
Lineage: Eukaryota; Fungi; Ascomycota; Sordariomycetes; Hypocreales; Ophiocordycipitaceae
Product: C2H2 and C2HC zinc finger
Exons: 3
Coding region: 1-2421 (806 amino acids)
Source: RefSeq, a predicted model, not a curated record